Babesia bigemina is the source of this 6018-nucleotide messenger RNA. RefSeq names its product Ribosome-binding protein 1. Lineage: Eukaryota; Apicomplexa; Aconoidasida; Piroplasmida; Babesiidae. The transcript has a single exon. The record is from RefSeq and is a predicted model, not a curated record. The coding region runs from base 1 to 6018 and encodes 2005 amino acids.
AUGGCGGCUAAGAGUAGCGUUCCUACUUUCAACACUCUUAAGGAGUGUUUGGAGUUCUUGCAAUGGUUGAGAGAUCGCAAAGGUGUGCAAGGUCAGCUGGGAAGUCGACUGAGGAGACUUCUUGAGAAAAUGUAUAUCAGUGUCAAUCCAGUCCAAAUAGAGGCUGCACUCUCCAUAUUCUUAAAUAACGCAACUGCGUUUCAUGCAAAAUUAUGCCAAUCUCCCAAGGGGUGGUACACGGGUGAAAAAACCGCUAAAAAUGCCCUCAAUGCCCUCUUCCAGUGUAUACCGAAAUUUCUAGCUGCGAUAUACUUCUUGCGGUAUCAAGUAGACCCGAACUUUUCCGCUAUUGGUGGAGGGAGCUGGAGGGAUGAAUCGGUUGGGAUGAUUGAACUGUACGCUAGAAUGCGCCUGCCGUUGGAUACAAUUAUCAAACGAGCCAAUAAUUUUGAGAAGUAUCUCAUUGCGCGAGAAGGAUAUGAUUACGGUGUAAUACCUGGUGGAUUUGGGGCUGGGGAGUUGAAACCUGGUUACAAGAAUGGCUAUUCCCCGGCUAGUCAGAUGGCAGGUGACCUUGGAAAUCUGCUGGACAAGAAUCGUCAUGAAAACAAUAUGUUCCUCGAUGUUUAUUCCACUACAGUAUUGCCAAACUCCGGAUACGAUACUGCGAAUAUUGCCAACGCCCUUCGUUUGGUACAAGAUUUUUGUAGAAUAUUUGCAGAGGUGAGAGAUGAGCAAGAUUUUAAAAGCCAUCUAUACUCGAAGGAUAGAUGCAUGAAUAUGAGGGAAUUAAAAGACCAUUGCGCCGAGCUUAAAAGGCCUCUUGAAAAAAUUUUCACUGGUGGACGGUUUUCCUUCACCGGCUACGGGCGGCAAUAUGAUAAGUUAAAAAAACAUAAUAUUGCAAAGAAAAUGGCAAGCUGGUUUAAAAAAAAUUUGAAGGAGGUGAAACAGAAGUUGCAAGUAGUUCAACCUAUUAGCAACAUAAAAAAAUUAAAUAGACGAUCAUUACGGAAAGGUGCCCCCCUUCCUUCAGAUGUUAGAGCAGAACUUGAAAAAUAUUUUACCAACAACUUUUUUAGUUACGGAUUCACGUUCUAUGGCUACGACUUUAGAAACUGGAGCAAUAUGUAUGACGUUUUAAAAACGGAUUGGUUUGAUGUAAUCGAUGAACUUAAAAUAAAAAGUGGAGGCCUGGAUAAGCUUGUGGACAUUUUGAAUGGCAAAGAGUGUAAGUUAAAGGAAGAUAAAGAUAGAGAAAAAAAAGAUGGAGAGACAGGAAAGAAGGAUAGAGAUAAAGAACACAUAGAUAGAGAUGAAAAACCUGAUGCUUCGGACGGAGAUUCUGAGGAUGAAGAUGAAGCGUCCGAGGAUGAAGAUGAUGAAGAGUCCGAGGAUGAAGAAGAUGAACCGUUGCAGGAUUCAGAUGAUCCGUCUACCGUUAAAACCGAAGCAACUAAAACCGAGGCCGCAAAGCCUGUGGUCACCAAAGCCGAGGCAACUAAAACUGAUAAUGCGGAGCCUACUGCACACCAGGUUGCGAAAUCCGAUGGAUCUUCAAACCAGGGCAAGAAAGCGGAGGGAGCACAGAACCAGGGCAAGAAAGCGGAGGGAGCACAGAACCAGGGCAAGAAAGCGGAGGGAGCACAGAACCAGGGUAAGAAGGAUAAGAGAGGACCAGAUGAUGGUCAAAGUGAUACAACCGUUUCUAGUUCACCAGUUGCACAGCCCGUACAAACUCAGGAUUCAAGUGUUCAAAGUCCGGGCCCUGCACCAUCUGGUGCCCAUGAUCCCAGUAGUGGGCAGGAACCAGGCGGCCAGGGGUCCACUUCUGAUGCUGUUCAGCAGAGUAGUCAGGAGGUUCAGACCGGUGCACGUAACAGUGCUCCAUCCAGACCCCAGCAAUCUGUUACAAGCAGCGGUGGAGCUGGAGUGGGUGGGGGGUCAGGAGAUCCUAGGAGUUCUGGGAAGUCUAACACGUGUUCGGGUAAUAUGAUAUCAUCUUCCUACCUUGGAGAUGGUAAAAUAUGUUUUUCUAAGUCCAAUGAUGACGAGGACAUAAUCUGGAAUGCCCAAAGGCAAAGUAUGCUGGAAGAUCAUUAUAAAAAUGAAGCUAAAACCCUUGUACGGAUGCAGACUCGGCAACAACGCAACCAUCCACCAACGCAGUCCAGGUAUACUUCAAUUCUUCCAAAUAAGCCUAGCCUUCACGCCUCCAGACCGCCUCAGCAAAUCGUUGGCCGUCCUCGGAAUGAAAACCCGUACAAUGCUCCACAGGAGAGGGAUGCCGAUCACUGGGAUGGAAGUGCCAUAUUUCUCGAUGGUAGAUCGUUUACGAACCCAGUAACAAGCCAGAUCGCAAUGGAAAAGGCAUACGAAGCAGAACAAAAAAAAUACGCUCACGAAUGGCGAGCCAAUAGGAAUAAGUUUCUAGAUAAUAUGCAGAAACGGAUGAUGAUAGAGGCUGAAGAUGAAAAACAGCGGCAAAUUAAGCAGAUGGGAGAUUAUCUAAGACAUGUUAACGAGCAUGAUAAUGCUUCUUCGGGACCUUUCGCCGGUUAUCCAGUUAAGCAUCGGCCGAGUGCACUACCUAUUCCCUCUGCCCGACAUAAAUUACCUUCUAUUAUCGGCAGCGCAGUCGCCGAUACUACACAACAUGUGGAUGACCGUAAGACGGAAAAUAACUUCCAAAACGCAAUGCAACAAAUUAUUACAAAAAAAAGGUCCGACGAUCGGAAGAUAAGUGAAGCGAUACAUGGUGCACGUGAUCGUAUUGAAAAAUACGAAAGAGAAGCAGAGAAUAGAUUCAAGUCGGAGUUAAGAACAAAGGAAAUCAUUGAACGUAUCCGAAAAAGGAAUGAAAAGCAAAUGCAGGCCGCCAAUGAGCUUGACAAAAAUUUUGAGAAAACUACAGAAGAUAUAUGGAAAACUCAACUGCAGCAAAACGUGGAACAUAUAGAAAACGAUGUAAAAAAUGAAGAUGCCAAAAAAAGAUUACAGCAAAAACGUUCGGAGCAAAAAAAGAAAUUAGAGCAGCAAAACAUUAGUGUAGAUCCCCCAACAUCUACUCCCUCCACCCUUCCAAGUCAACCCAGCCGUCCCGCUCCCGCACCUUCCGGUCAGAAUACCGUUGGCCCUGCUGGUCAUAGGCGUGAUUACUAUGACCCAAAAUAUAUCACUCGGCGUACUAAAGACGUUCCUCCUUUACAGGCUCCCGUUCUAGAGGGUAUGGAAAUAACCAAUAAAUUGAGUGACCCAGCGCAGGAAUGGGAACGUAAGCAUUGGGACCAAUGGAAAUUGGCUGAAGACUUCCGAAAGGCGAAAGAGAAACAAGAGGAGGAACAAUUUAAGAAAAGCCUAAAAGAUGCCCAGCAAAAGGCAGUUAAUGAUCUUAACAACAGCUGGCCACGCCAGGAGUUACAGGGAAGUGGCCUUAGUAAGGACGCUUGGUUUAGUACUCCUCUAGAUGGUCAGAGCAUUGCACACCUCAGUAAACCAAAUAUGACACUAGAUUUAGUCGAGAACACUGGCAUUGAAGGACAGAUACUCGUCCCUCAUCAGCCCACGCGGUUACCUAGUCUACCGUUUCCACAGCAACUUUUUCCUUCCCCUCCUCAACCCAGACCAUUACAACCUCGACAUUCCAAUCAUGCACCGAAUAUGAACGCGUACGCUAGUGAUAUUACGACUUCAUUUGAAAUACAAAACAGAAAUUUCACGAGGCUUCCCGACCUAGUCACCAUUGACGACCCGAACAUGGCAAAUAUGACAGACGUAACCGGUCAACCGGUUGUCGGUGUCAACGGAAAAGUGGACAUAUCACACAUUCCGAGUGACAGUCGGCUGAAUGACGGAGACUCAUACCAUCUGGUAGGACAAGAAGUACAGGAUGAUUCUACAAUAAAGCGGCGACAGCAGGAUCUCCUAAAUCUACAAAAUGAGCAGCUGGAAAUAGAUUUUCAAAAUGAACAACGUGAACGUGAACUGCUAACGCUUAAACAAGAAUCAGAACACAUAAACGACAAACAAAAAGAAUUAAUGCAAGCUGCACAAGUAGACGCUGAUCGCAUACGUGCGUUCAAUGAUUCACAGUUUGACAUCUCUAGUGCCCCUGCACCCCAUGUAGAGGACCCUAAAAUCGAUUUUUCCAUCCAAACAUUUCAUUACGAAGAUCGCCCUUUUAACGACGUGGACCUAGAUGACCCUUAUGCCAACACGGCGGAUAUCCUUAAAGACGAGUUAAGACCUGCAGAGGAUAAAGGCUUCUCAGGCAUUCCCCAGACUAAUUUCGAUCUGAACUUUGCGCCGGAACGUAUCGGACUUGAGGGGUACGAUGAUCCCGGGAUGCCACGUGACUCUCCAAGGAAGGCAGAUGAACGUGUUAUUACUCCAUUCGGCAAAGAUGAAUGUCUCAACCCUUGGUCCAUUGACACUUCAUCCACUGAUACAACCUCUCCACCUGCCUCCGCUCUCCCACCCACCGACCAUCUGCCCACGCCCAAAACAGUGCGAGAAAUGCUCUACUGGUUUGUGGGAUUGAAUACAUAUGGUCUUAUUGGGACUAUUCAGAAGUAUGUUGAAGGCAUUUUUAAGGAUUUUAAAGGUGAUGCCAUCGAGGUCACCGGGGAUCCCGACCAGCUGACCACUUCCUGUGUCACCGCCAAACUGACCGAGGCGUGCCUCUACUCGGCCACCGUUAUCUACAGGGUUAGGCAUAACAAUGACUUCAAAGCCUUUGCUACCUUCGACUUUGAAUCAGUUUACAGUCAAUUUCGUUAUUCCCCCGACCCCGCCGGUCUCCUCUGCCAGCUGCGUGACUACGUGUACGCCUGCCACCACCAGUUGCAGUUCCUGAAGUCGCAGUGUAAUCGGGACAAAUCCCUUGGUGGUUGGCAGAAUUGUAACUACGGCAGUGACAUCACUGCUUCUAACUCCCCCCUCCAGGCGUUCCUGACCGACGGCUGGGACUCCACCUUCGAGACGCACCUCUUCGACCCGUGCAACCUGUGCCUCAAGAGCCGCGUCAGGAUGGGAUUUAGGGAUGAAGACUUACCGAGUAGUCAACAAACAGGCAACACCCUUUCCACUAUCCUCACUCCCAGCUGCGGCGGUGAGGACCCCUUGCUGACACUGUGCUCCUACCUCAACUGCCUCACCAGGCGGACGCCGCGCACCACCGGGGAGCUUGUGUCGUUCUUCCACAAUUUCGGGAAUGAGAUGCACGGGUAUGCUUCAAAGUCAUUGUCUCCACUAGGAAACUCACUCCGCACUCCGCAUCUCGACUGCCCUGACUGGGACCAUCUUGGUCGCCACGACCUCCAAGCUGUCAGUGGCGUCCGAGGUACAGAGUCUCUCAACUCCGUCUCCAAUCACAACCACGACAAUGCACAUCCCCGUACCCUGUCCACACUGGUUGGCUGCGGUAGUGACCCUGACAGCUGCCAUCCACGUAUGUCUCCCAUCACCUACCGGGCCUACGCCCUGUACUCCCAGAGCUUCGCCCACACCUACCUCAGCUGGACGGUGUACCUGCCGGACAGACUGUGGGAGUCACUUGAAAAAAUGUACUAUGAUCUAAAGAAGCAUAAUUGCUUCGAUGGCAAAUCCCUCCACUCAUGUCCCGUUGCGCUGCCCCUCCUCUACACUCACGGGUUCACGCCGCCGGAGGUGGGAUCGCAGUUGCCACUCACAUGUCAACAGAUUAUCGCAAAGCUGAAGGAAAUUGUCAACGGCAAGCCUAUCGCAUCACUCAUGACUGCCAUGGACAAUUUCCUCUACAACAUCCGAGAGCCAUUCAUCUUCACGCUCGUCGCACUGUGGUCCACAGCAUUACUCAUCUUCGCCAACACGAUGCUGUACCGCAUCGACAUACUCCACAUCCGAUCACACCUUAUCCGCACCAAGGCCUCCCAUCUCAUCGACGUCAAGGCGCUGCUCUCCGACAAUAAGAAGAUGAUGUCCCUGUACGACGCCAAUUACUUCGACGACGACCCCAACGAGCUACUCAACUUAAAGUAG